AUGUAUAACGAACAGAGAGAUUAAAUUUAGAUAAUUUUAAAUAGAGCUCUACUCAAUCAAGUAGAUCAAAAUUAUGAGUAUAGGAGAGAAAUUAAUGAAUUGAAUCAACUUUUAUAAAGGAAUUAAUAUGAUAAAAAUCAAUUCUAUGAUCUAAUGCUUUCAAUUAUCUAGACUAAUCAAUCAAGGUAUAAUAUAAGAAGCGUGCUUUCUUUUCUAUAAAUUUGGUAAAACUCCUAAGAUGGUCAGUAGCAGCCAUAAAAAGUUAAUUCAAGAUAGUUGGCAGCUUUAAAUGGUUAGCCAGUUAAUUAAUAAUAAGAAUAAUUGAGAUUACACAGAAUAGGAGCAUAAAAUCUAUGUAGAUCUCUACUUUAGAUUAGAUAUAAUCAUAUGAGAAAUAGUUUUUAUCAAAUAAGAUAAGUUCAGUUAUCAUAAGUAAGAAGACAUCUUAAUUGUAGUCAAAGAAUUAAGGGGCAAAUCUUAUAAAUGAUCUUUUAAAGAUAUUUCCCCGCUGAACUCAAAAAGAAAGAAUUCUUCUAUCGUUGGAGAGUCAGAUGCAAUAUUAUUUAACCUAGAAAUGUGAUAAAAAGAUUGGUUUUGUAUGCAAGAAUCCAGCCAGAAAUCGCUUAUUGGAGACUAAGAAGCUUAAUUAGCAAUCCUUAUGAAGAUCAUAUUGUGGGGAAAAAAAUUGCUUAGUUUGAAGAUAUUCUUGAAAAUACCAAAAAAGCUAUUUACAAAAAAUUUUAGAAGCAAGCUUUUGUCAUUUUGUUGAAGAACUAAAAGAGGCAAAAAAAUUUUUUAAGAUUAUGUGAACUCUUUGAAAAAAAAAUGAAUAAGCUGUUUAAAAAAAUAGGAUUUAGGGUAAUAAAGCUAAACUAGAGAGAUUAUUUAGUCAAUAAAAAAUUUAUAGAUUUACUUGCAAAUUAUGCAAAAAAGAAGACUAGAGCACCUUAUGAUGAAAUAAAAAAAAUAAAUGAGGAAGGCGAAGAAAAAAAGAAAAGAGCAGUUUAUAAAAAACUUAAUGAUAAUUUAAAAGUUAAUAUAACAGAGUGGAGAAAGCAGGCUAAUUAGGCUAAAUAAUAUAUGAAAUGCAGACUUGUUAUGAAGUUUUUAGAAACUUUAAAUAAAGAACUUGUAGUGAAUACAAUGUAGAUUUUUCAAUCAAAUAGAGAAUAGAUUUUGAAAAAAUAAGCUAUUGAAAAAAUGUUUGGUAAUUUUAACUAAUUUGCACGUAAACUUUUAAACACUUGGAGAGUGAAUGCAAGGUUUGGUACACUUAACAGAGACAUGAUUUAAAGAAUGAUAUAAAAUUUAGGUCAACAGGUUAAUAAUGGAUAAAAAGGAAAAAUGAGAUCAACUCUAAAUUCAUUUUAUAUAAAUAUGAAAAUCAAAAAAGUUUAACUCAAUUUCUUUAAAUCCUUAUUAGACACAAAAGCUGGUUAAAUGCUGAGAGUCUUUAGAGUCUGGAAAGAAAUUCCUUCUCGUAUGACAGGUCCUGCAAACAAAUUCUAAAUUAAACUUUAAAACUUUGCUUUUAAAAGAUUAAGAGUAUUUUAAGAUUCAAUGAAGUUUCUUUUCUAAGAGGCUGAAAAUUAAAAAAAAAGAGCCUUAUAAACACUUCUUCUAAAAACAUAAUCUUCGUAUAAAAGAUUAUUUAUUGAAUGGAAAUAAAUGGUGUACACUGAUAGAAUGAUUAGAAGAUGCAAACUAGUCAUAAAUAUCUUCGAAAGAGUUGAGCAAGUUAUUUAGGCAAACACAUAAAUGUUAUUCACUGAUGACCAAAAAAUUAGAAGAAUGACAGCUAUUGUAGAGAAAAUGAUUGAACAAUGGAAGAAGAAAAAUUACAAUUAUUUCUUUAGAUGGAGAUAAAUUAACCACGAAUUAAAAAUGGAGGAGCUCCUUAAUGAUAACAAUAAAAAAGAUAUGCUUAAAAAAAUGGUAGAUUAUGUUAAGAGAAGCUCUGGAAACUCUCAUAGAUUCGUUCUUCGUUAAUUUUAUACCAAUUACAAAGUCAAGAAUAUUUAACAAAAGAUCUUCAAAGCUCUCUUUGAUACAUCUGCAGGAAAAGUUCUUCAUCUCUUUAUGCUUUGGAAAGGUCUUCCACCUCCAAGCGAUAACGAAAUGUAAAUAAAAACUGUAAGAUUUGAAGGUAUCUUGCAUAACUUUUCUAUGAGACCUAUUAAAAAAUCUUUUUAAGCUUUCACAAGAAUUUAUUAAGAAGCUAUUUCAAGAAAAAAAAGUUUCUUUCAGAGUCUACAAAAGAAAUCUAUGUCAUCACAUAAAAGAAUGUUCAUAAACUGGCAUUAAAUAGCUGAUAAUUGUAAAAAAGUAAGUAGAUGCAAAAAGACUAUGAUGUUGUUUGAUAUUAUGAAUGAUUUACUCUCUUAAAAAGUGGAAUUUGCUCUAUUUAGCUCUUUACCUGACUAUGAUAGGAAGAUAAGAGCAAUGUAAAAAUUAAUUGAAAAUUACCAAAGGCUUAGAAAAGAAUUCUGGAUUAUGUGGAAGAGCAGGAUAAACGAUUUCAGGAUAAAAGAUGAAUAGAAAGGUGAAGCAAUCAAAUAAUUGGAAGAUCUUUUGGAUGACAAAGUAAAGAGAUAGAUGAAAUAAGCAUUAUAAAGCUUUGAUGUUGACAAGAAGCUCUAAAAAAUUGCAUUUAAUUUAUAUAAAAAGCUGGGUGUUACUUCCAGUUAAAUGGCUCUUCAGCUUUUCCUCAAGUGGAAAUAUCUUCCUUACAGACCCCCUAAAACAAUUUCUCACUAUUUUGAAGAAAAAAUGAGAGGUUUUGUAAACAAUAGAAACAGAUAAUUUUUAGAUUGCUUGAAGGAAAUAAAAAGCCAAGCUGAUGAAAAGAAAAAAAAUCUGAUUAUUCUCUUUUUACAAAAUUAAAAAUCUAAAUUUUAAGGAGUUUAUGAUAGCUGGAACUAUAAAAGAGAAGACUAAGCAGUUUAAAAAUGUUCUUUAACCAUAAAAUUAUUUGAUGCUAUCCAUAUUAAGCUUUAAUAAUAGUUUGGAGUUAUAGCUGAAAGCAGAAAUUGGGAUUUGAUGCAAAAAUACCUUUAAAGAUUGAUAAAUCAAUAAAAUUUAAAUAUAAAAUUCUGCUUGAAAUAAUGGCGAUAACAUGUAUUUGAUUCUAAGAUAGAUCUUGAAACUAAGCGUAGAAUCAUUGAAAAAUUAAAUUUAAUGAAGGAAGGAUCAACUUUAGGCGGAUAGAGAAAAGUUCUAAAUUAAUUUAUGAAAAAUAGAAACAUCAAAAUAAUCUAAAAUUAAUUUUUCAGUAAACUCUUAGAUACUUCAGUAGGAAAGACUUUAUCAUUAUUUUAAAAAUGGAAAUCACUACCUCUUCCUAGCUCUGAGAAAAUCAAGGCAUAGAGAUUUGAAAGACUUCUUAAUGAUUUCAGUGGAAGAAGACUCAGAUAAUUCUUUGAUCCAUUAAAAUAAUCAUUGGUUAAGAGUUAAUUAAUUCAAAAAGACUCUAUCUAUCGUCUAAUCAAUUUAACUAUGAGUGACCACAAAAAACUGUUCCUAAAAUGGUCAAACCAAACAAAAUAAUACAAGUAGAAUUCAAAAUGCAGAUAAACUUUGAAUCUUUUUGCCAUCCUUCAAGAAAAACUCACUGAAAGAUUCCAUUAAGCUAUUGAGAAUAACAGGGAAAAUAAUUUAAAAAGAAAAGUUAUUGAAAGAUUAUUUGAAGAACAAAGAAGAAGAACUCAAAAUGCAUUUUCUACUUGGAGCCAACUUGUGAGAAGUGUUAUGUAAGCUGAAAAAUGCAAGAGGACAAUUGACUUCUUUGAAUAGAUGGUUGUUGCUCUAAGAUCAAGAACUGAUGUUAUUCUUUUAAAUUCAUAAACUGUAGCUAUUAAAAAAAGAGCUCUGGAGAGAUUGUUUGAAGUUACAAGAAGUAAAACUGUUAGAGCGUUUAGAACUUGGUAUUAGUAUAUGCUUUACAAUAGAUUAGAUGACAAAUAAAAGAGGAAAAUGAUUGAUAUGCUCAGAAAUGCAAUAACUCAUUCGAAAGGCAAUAAAGUCAGAUAAGCUAUUCAAAGUUUCAAGAAAAAUGCUUCAAUUCGUAAAUAUUAGAUCCAGUUCUUCAAUAAAAUACUGCAAUCUAAUAUUGGCUAGUAGAUUCUUUGUUUCUAAAAGUGGAAAUCGCUGCCGAUUCCAGUUAACUUCGAAGAAAGGCGUAAAUAUGCUUCCUUUUAGCAAAGAAUGGCUAAUAUAUACACAAAUCCAAUAAAAUAGAGCUUGUAAGCACUUAAAGAUAUAAAAUAUGUUGCAGAAAUUACUAAAAAGAAAGCACUUUACUUGAUGCUUAAAAAGACUAUGGGUGUGCCUCAAAGACUCUACAUAAAAUGGAAAAAUGUUACUUAAGAUGAAAAAAGAGUUGAACAUUUUAAUGCAGUGAGUAGAUUCUUUGAGAUAGUUAAUUAGAAAAUCACAGGAAGUUUAGAAAACACUAUAAUUGAAAAAACUGGCUCAGCUUCUCACAAUUAAAAAAUAUAAAAACUUGUCAUAUUAUUCUAGAGAGUCGAAAGCUUAUAUAAGAAAACUCUAAACGACUCCAUGCAUAUGAUCUAAAGAAAAUCUGGUAGCGUAGCACUUAGAGCUUAUUUCGCAUCCCUUUGGAAAUGGAAAUUUGCAAAUUUAGAUUCAAAAUACUAUACAAAAUAUAAAUAAAUUUAUAGAUAAUCUGCAAUUCUCUCCAGAUUUGUCUAAAUUGUGUAAGCAAGAAUUACAAACAACUUACAAGAUGGAUAUAAAGAAAUCAAAAACUUCAAAAAGAAGAGUAAAGAACAGCUCCUAUUGAAUUGUAUUGGCAUUAGAUAAAGAGAGGAAGUCAGAUUAUAAUCAGCAUGGCUUAACAGAUGGAGACAAAAUGUUAAUUUGAUGAGAUAUUAACAAAAUAUUAUGACUGUUAUGAUUCACCAAAAACUGAACAGUACUGUAUAAAUCUUAAGUCGUUUGUUGAAACAAGCAGCAAUGAAUAGAAUAAAAAACUUCGUGUUUACAAUUAGAUCAAAUAAAUCUUAGUAAGUUGAAAACUUGGUUGCGGUCAUUAAAAGGGCUAGAUAAAGAUAAUUAUAAUCUUCCUUUGAAGCAAUUCGUAAUGAAAGUUAUUCAAAUAGAAUUACACGUAAGCUUUAUCUCAUAAAUAGAGGUUUAAUCAAACUUUGUGAAUCUAAUACGAUAAAGCAACAACUUCUAGCUUAUGCUUUUGAUGCAAUUUACGAUUCUGCCUAUGAUUAAAAUGUUAAUGUUUGGGAAUAAAGAACCUUUUAACAAAUGUUUUGUUUAUCAGAUAUUGCUACUUCAUUUAAUAUUCUAAAAAAUUUGGCUUUCCCUUAACAGGAUACAUAAAAUUCUCCUCCUCCUUCUCCACCAUCUACUCCAAUAAACUCAAGGGUAAACAACAAUUAUAUGGCUCCUAGACAUCCAGAGUAUAACAAUAGUAAUUAAAGAAAUAACUAGUAUCUAUAGUAAAUACCAUAACAGUACUAGGAUAACUUAUCAAAUUCUUUGACAAGCUCAUAUUAAUAACCUCCUGAAAUUAGAGUUACAACAUCUGCUCUCGUAGCUUAGCAUUUACUUGAACCAUCCUUAUAAUAAUCUAUCUAGCUCAAUUAAAAUAGAAAUCAACCUUAAAUACAGGAGAUAGAAGACAAUAGUAUAAGUGGAAUCCUGAAGAAAAUAGGUUAAGAUAAUUUAAGAAUCAUCAAUCGUUAUGGUGCCUCUGAUCAUAUUUAUAGUGUGCUACAAAGAAUAUUUUAAAGAUAAAAAUCUUCCAUAUUCAGAUAACUCGUUAUUAAAAGCAAAAAUAAAACAGUGGUUGAGCUUAGAUUUGAAUAGUAAAAAACUAAAAGUUAAAUUAACGAUUUAUAAAAUUCUAAUAGGAAAUUAGAAAAUUAAUUAUAAAACUCUGAAAUAAAUUACUAAAACAAGAUUUAAUAGUUAGAGUAAUAACUCAAUUCGGCAAUAGUUAAGUCAGAGUCUUUACUUUCUCAAGAGAAAUAAUAACAUUAACGCUAUAUCUAGUAGUUAUAAUAAUAAAACUAAUAGCAAUAACUAGAGCUUUAAGAUUAAAGAAGGUAAAACUAGGAAAUGCAAUAAGCAAUCCAAUAAAGAUUAUAUGAAGAAGAUAAUUAGGAAGCAGACUAAUUAUAAAGAAGUAGCAGACAUUAAAGCGAUUAAGAAGAGUAUGAAAGAAGAUCUCUUCACUAACUAGAUUAACUAGAAGAAGAAGAUUAGCAAAGAGACAAUUAAUAUUUAAAUCAAGUUUCUGAUGUUUAAUAUACUUUGUAAGAAAUGGAAAGUAGAAUUUAAGAGCUGAUGGCAAGAGAUGAAGAAGCAUAAAGACAGCAUCAAUAAAUAUUGGAGGAUGAGCAAAAUUAUGAUCAUGGAGAAUACAAUAACAAUUACUCUGAUUAGCCAUAGCUAUCUUUAAGAAUUAGAUUAUAAUAUGCUGAUUAAAAUGAUCCAAGAUAUUCUAAUUAACAAUAACAAUAAUCUCUUUUAUCACAAAGAUCUCAACAACAUUAAUACUUCUAAUCUCCUGCUAGCACUUAAUUCAGAAAUGAUGGUAAUUUAAGUAGUAGAUCCUAAGGAUAUCCUUAUGUAACAGGAGAUGAUUAAAUAGACGAAGAUCUUAUUUAGUACUAAAACAAUAUGGCUGAUUAGUAGCCAGAUGAAAUUUAAGAUCUAUAGAAUUUAAAUUUAUAAUUAACAGUAACAAAAAUUAAUUAACUAAUUCGCAUAUUUAAUGAUCUAAGAACAAGAAAUUACAGAUUUGCUUUUUAUAAAAUUAAAAAUUAAUUAUACCAAUCAAAUUGA
Messenger RNA from Tetrahymena thermophila SB210, 6822 nucleotides. RefSeq lists its product as hypothetical. The record is from RefSeq and is a predicted model, not a curated record. Lineage: Eukaryota; Ciliophora; Oligohymenophorea; Hymenostomatida; Tetrahymenidae. The transcript is spliced from 19 exons.